Messenger RNA from Saccostrea echinata, 456 nucleotides. RefSeq lists its product as uncharacterized. Bases 1 to 456 code for a protein of 151 amino acids. The record is from RefSeq and is a predicted model, not a curated record. The transcript is spliced from 2 exons. Lineage: Eukaryota; Metazoa; Mollusca; Bivalvia; Ostreida; Ostreidae.
AUGCACGUGCAGGGACAAUCACAAGACAGGCAAGGCAAUGUAAAAUGCCCCUCAGCGGACGACCCUCCGCCAAGGCAGCAGCAACAACGGGGCCAGAGCCAAGAAAAAUCAUCACCACCGCCACCAAACUGUCCGUCACCCGAAGAUUUGGAUCCUAACAAGCCGCCUCCCCCAGGAUGCCCACCUCCACCAAAAGAGCAACGACAAAAUCCGCCACCAAACUGUCCGCCACCAGAAGAGUUGGAUCCUAGUAAGCCACCUCCCCCAGGAUGCCCACCUCCACCAAAAGAGCAACGACAGGAUCCACCACCACCAAAAUGUCCGCCACCAGAAGAGUUGGAUCCUAGUAAGCCACCUCCCCCACUGGACCCCCAGGAUGUCCACCUCCACCGAAACAGGAAGAUCGUCAGCGAGAGAUUAGAGGUUUUCUCAGUGCUCUUAAAGAAGUCCUUCUAA